GUUGCGUGCAGAGUGGCGAAUGAAGUUGCACGGCGUGCUGCAAAGGGAGUCUAGUCCGAUGAAGAAAGUGGAUCUAGACUAUGAUAUCAGCUACGAAGGACCGGGAGAUUACCGCAAGUACAUGGCCGUGGCGAGGAUCAAUGGUGUUCCGUACGGGAAGGGCGUCGCUUGGCCACACAAGUCCGCUGCGAAGGAGCUUGCGUGUAAGGAGGCUCUGGAGAGGUGGAAAGCGAAAACCCCGUUGGAAGGGAUUCCGCCGAGGGAAGAGGAGCCUCGAGGUCGUGGAAAGAAGAAGAAACCUCGAAAGGAUAAGAACAUGAAUCUGGAACGAGAAGGCAGUGCAGGGUCGCUGGUGACGAAGAUGGACGAUAGCGAGAACCUGCUGCUGAUCCGUGAGCUCUGACCUGGUUGAUUUGCUGCAAACUGUGCUCGUGCGUGAAUCUCUCUGGCUGUUGUUGUGUCUCGUCAAAGUUCUGACGUCGAUGUGACAAAGCAACGGCCAUGUUCAUCUAUUUUGUUUCCUAGCGCAAUAUAUGUACCACCAAUCACACGAUGAGGGAGCUCCGAUGCGCUGCAUGCGGGAUUUUCCUGCCAUGGCUUUCCAUGUUGUAUUCAUUUCUAUCAUAUCAUUAUCCACUGCAUUCGUGCAUGAGCUGAAUGGCAGCCGCUGGCCUUUGCGCUUGUCUGCGCAUUCGUGCGUAGGCGCUGCCUUUGCAGCACCACAAUCCACUGGCAAAAAAUCGGAGGCCAUGAGGACGGGCUCUGCAGACGUGCUUCGCUGGCAGAAACAUGCUUUAGAUGAUUGUG
Messenger RNA from Laetiporus sulphureus 93-53, 807 nucleotides. RefSeq lists its product as uncharacterized. NCBI's taxonomy places the organism in Eukaryota, Fungi, Basidiomycota, Agaricomycetes, Polyporales, Laetiporaceae. The record is from RefSeq and is a predicted model, not a curated record. The coding region runs from base 20 to 403 and encodes 127 amino acids. The transcript has 3 exons.